AUGGGGAACGAAGAGUCUACUGUAGUGGACGAGUCCACUCGGCCUUCAGUGCUGGAGGCGCGCAGCAUGGAGGCGGUGGCCAAAUACAUCAAGCAGAAUGAUGUGAAACGAAUUGUAUUGAUGGUGGGAGCCGGAAUCAGCACAUCGGCAGGCAUCCCCGAUUUCCGAUCUCCAGAUACUGGUCUCUACGCCAAUUUGGCAUUCCUGGACCUGGAGGAACCGGAAGAUGUAUUCGACAUCACCUUCUUCCGCGAGAACCCCAAGCCAUUCUACGCGCUGGGGAUGCUGUUGAAGCAUUUUACUCAAAAUAUCGACUGUCUCGAGCGACAAGCCGGGGUCCCCGGGGAGAUGAUCGUCGAGGCCCAUGGCAGUUUUGCCUCGCAGCGCUGUAUCGAAUGCAAGACUCCGUACCCAGACGAGGAGAUGCACAAGAUGGUGGAUCAGGGCAAGGUUCCUCGUUGCGGAUGUGGUGGCUACGUCAAACCCGACAUUGUCUUCUUCGGCGAGGCACUCCCAUCAUCGUUCUUUGAAAAUCGCUCGCUGCCGGCAGCGGCGGAUUUGUGCAUCGUGAUGGGGACGAGUUUGUCAGUCCAACCGUUUGCUAGUCUUCCCUCACUGGUCAGUGACGGGGUGCCUCGCGUUUUGAUUAAUAUGCAAAAAGUGGGCGGGAUGGGAUCGCGACCUGACGAUGUCCUUCUCCUGGGCGAUUGUGAUGCUGGAGUGCGCAAGUUUGCCAAGGCGAUGGGGUGGGAGGAAGAAUUGGAGGCGCUUUGGGGGGGAAACCGAGCCCGAGCCCAAGACCCAGUCGCAGAUCCAGAACCAGACCCAGACGGAGGAGAGAAUGCGCCGCAGGACCGGGACGAACGUCUGCGGGAGGAAGUGGAUCGUCUGACACAGGAAGUUGACCGCUCGCUGCAUUUGACCGAUGCUUACCAGCAGAGAGUGAGGGAGAAGCUGGAUGGGGGAAGCAAUGGCAGCAGCAGAAGCAGCCACCAAAGCAAUGAACAUGGCGGAGAGCAAGAAUCCGAGACUGUGAGUGGAUUGAGCCAUGUAUUCCCACACUUGGCGCACCAAGCGCAUUAG
Molecule: messenger RNA, 1083 nt
Organism: Penicillium cosmopolitanum
Lineage: Eukaryota; Fungi; Ascomycota; Eurotiomycetes; Eurotiales; Aspergillaceae
Product: NAD-dependent protein deacetylase hst2-1
Exons: 3
Coding region: 1-1083 (360 amino acids)
Molecular function (GO): histone deacetylase activity, NAD-dependent; NAD+ binding
Source: RefSeq, a predicted model, not a curated record